AUGAUUGUACAAAGAGUAGUAUUGAAUUCCAGACCUGGAAAAAAUGGUCAUCCAGUGGCAGAAAAUUUCCGAGUAGAAGAAGUAAACUUACCAGAUUGUGUCAAUGAAGGACAAGUACAAGUCAGAACUCUUUAUCUUUCCGUGGAUCCUUACAUGCGUUGUAGAAUGAAUGAAGACACUGGCAGUGACUAUAUAACACCUUGGCAGCUGUCUCAGGUGGUUGAUGGUGGAGGUGUUGGGAUUAUAGAAGAAAGCAAACACACAAAUUUUAUGAAAGGCGAUUUUGUGACUUCCUUCUAUUGGCCCUGGCAAACCAAGGUUAUUCUGGAUGGAAAUAUCCUUGAAAAGGUAGACCCACAGCUUGUGAAUGGACACCUUUCAUACUUUCUUGGAGCUAUAGGGAUGCCUGGUUUGACCUCCUUGAUUGGGGUACAGGAAAAAGGUCAUAUAACUGCUGGAUCUAAUCAGACAAUGGUUGUUAGUGGGGCUGCUGGUGCUUGUGGAUCCUUGGCUGGGCAGAUUGGCCAUUUGCUGGGCUGUUCCAGAGUCGUGGGAAUUUGUGGAACACCUGAGAAGUGCCUCUUUUUGACCUCAGAAUUGGGCUUCGAUGCUGCAAUUAAUUAUAAAGAGGGGAAUGUUGCAGAACAACUCCAUAAAUUAUGCCCAGCUGGAGUGGAUGUUUACUUCGACAAUGUUGGCGGUGACAUCAGUGAUACAGUGAUAAGUCAGAUGAAUCAGAACAGCCACAUCAUCCUAUGUGGUCAAAUUUCUCAGUACAACAAAGAUGUGCCUUAUCCUCCACCACUACCUCCUGCUAUAGAAGCAAUCCAAAAAGAAAGAAACAUCACAAGAGAAAGAUUUCUGGUGUUAAAUUAUAAGGAUAAAUUUGAGUCUGGUAUUCUCCAGCUGAGUCAAUGGUUUAAAGAAGGAAAGCUAAAGAUCAAAGAGACUAUGAUAAAUGGAUUGGAAAACAUGGGAGCUGCAUUCCAGUCCAUGAUGACAGGAGGUGACAUUGAUUACCCACCCAGCACAGCAUCUUACAGGAAAAUAAUAGCCCUUCCUAGAGGAAUAUGA
Molecule: messenger RNA, 1074 nt
Organism: Rangifer tarandus platyrhynchus (Svalbard reindeer)
Lineage: Eukaryota; Metazoa; Chordata; Mammalia; Artiodactyla; Cervidae
Source: the annotation of a GenBank genome assembly